ACAAUGACUGAUUUCCACAUCCCAGUGCUUUAUAUGCACUUCUUCCGGAAAUACUAUUUUCCUAUUUCCCUUGCACUUUACUUUGGAUUCAAUAUCAAAACCAUUUGGAAACAAAAUAUCAACUCAUUAUUUGGAGAUUUAGUGGUCAAAUGAUACAGUCUCAUUCGUUAAGGACUCUCUAUGUCGGGUUAAUUCGUGCUGGCAAACCCUUCCGUUAUACACUACUUCCAAAAGCUAGAACGUAUUCGGUGCUGAGUUGUAAGCUUACCCCUCGACAAGCACAUCACAAUUUAUUGCUGCGGUAUGACUCAAUAAGGAACUGUGUAAACACGCCCACUCAGAAUUAUUUCCCGUCAAGGCGCAGUGAGGUUACUCUAGCCAGCAUGGGAGAAUCUAUCAAACAGCUGCGAUAUGCCGACGUUGCAAUCAACCUUGGGGACCCAGUAUUCACGGGUGUCUAUCACGGAAAAAAGGUUCAUGAAAAUGACUUGGAUGAUAUUAUCCAGCGGGCACUGGAUGUCGGCUGUCAAAAACUUAUGGUCACAGGCUCUGACCUAGACGAGUCGAGACAUGCUGUAGAAAUGGCCAAAGCUCAUCCCGGUAUCUGCUACGCCACCGUCGGCGUCCACCCCUGCCAGGCAAAACUAUUCGACUCCUACCGAGAAGGCCCAGAGAAGAUGUUAGAAGAGCUGCGGACACUCGCGCUCGAAGCCAAGGCAUCUGGCCAUGCCGCAGCAUUCGGCGAGAUAGGUCUUGACUAUGACCGCCUUUUCUUCACGCCCAAGGACCAGCAAUUAAAGUACUUCGAGGCACAGCUGGAUCUUGCAGUCGAGAUCCAACUGCCGCUAUUCCUGCAUUCGAGAGCUGCUAGCGAGGAUUUCGAGCGGCUGCUCACCCCACGUCUGGCGAAGUUGCCUAAGGGUGGUUUGGUGCAUAGCUUUACUGGUACUAUGGAAGAGAUGCAGCGGUUGGUGGCCUUGGGGUUGGAUAUUGGUGUGAACGGGUGUAGUCUUAAGACGGAGGAGAAUUUGGAAGUUGUUAAAGCAAUGCCCCUUGAACGGAUACAGAUUGAAACCGAUGGGCCUUGGUGUGAAAUCCGGCCCUCACAUGCUUCCUAUAAAUAUCUUGAGGGCGCCCCACCGUUACCGAAAUCAUUCAAAAAAGAGAGAUGGCAAAAGGGCUGCAUGGUAAAGGGUAGAAAUGAGCCUAUGGCCAUCUACCAGGUUGCCCAAGUCCUUGCGAAUUUGAAGGGCAUAUCUGUCGAAGAGGUUUGCGAAACUACUUGGCAAAAUUCGAUAAAAAUGUUUGGUCUUGGAGAAAAUAGGGCUUGAGCAAGCUCUUGCAAAGACCAGGCUGCCGCCACUUGCCUCUGAACAGUUAUGAAAGUACAGUGCAUACAUACAUACGAAAUGGAAAUAAAACGUGGGCCGUGAGUGAGCUGGAUAGUGCACACAUCGGAUUUAUUAGUUACAUAGAUUAGAAACACAAUGAAGCAGAACUAGAGAAAUUACGGGUGGCCCGAUUAAGGUAAGCGCCGCUGGGCAUGGAUGCUUAGGCGACUCGCACUCGCCACAACUACCAUACGAAAAAAAAGAAACGAAAAAGGAAAAAAGAAAAGAAAAGAGAAAAAGAAAAGAGAAAAAGAAAAAACUAAAACAGAGCAAGAAACAUAAAAGCUCCUGAGCAGCCCGCAUGCAUAGGUUUGUUUUUUAAAGAACCUCCAAAGAGGCUGUGCAUUCUAGUUUUGCAAUUGCAGUGGAAGCGAUUCGAUUACCGAGCUGGAUAUCUGCUUUUUGAGUUUAUAUUUAGCUCGCUUUCUACGGAGUACAAAAACUGCAAAGCAGAUAUGUAUGUACAUAGAUAUCUAAUAAUAAUCCGACUUGUACAAUUAAUAAUGAAUCCAUUCAUUCCCCGCCAUUAUUCUCUCUCUCCCCGCGCGGUGGCACUCCCGAAACAUGCUAUCGCCACGUGACCCUCUCGGUUGCUGCGGAAGGUGUGGCGGCCGGGGCCGGAACAACCAGCUCCGGCACAGCUUGAGCUGUCUCGCCGCUCGCGUGCCAAUUGUCCGCUGUUUCCACGAACGGCCUCAACUUCAACUUCAACCUCAACUUCGACUGAGACUUCACCCUCCGCCAAUCCUCCCCGCUGCCAUUCUCCCUUCUCUCCCUUCCCUCAGCCUUCCCUCAGCACCGUGCCCAAAGAGCAGCGUCUCUUCAAAACUCCACCCAAGCUCGCCAUUGUCAUUCAGAUCUACCUCCUUACUAUGGAU
This is a messenger RNA of Blastomyces dermatitidis ER-3, 2269 nucleotides long. RefSeq names its product TatD DNase. Bases 150 to 1331 code for a protein of 393 amino acids. Gene Ontology annotation, cellular component: cytosol. The record is from RefSeq and is a predicted model, not a curated record. The transcript is spliced from 6 exons. Gene Ontology annotation, molecular function: 3'-5'-DNA exonuclease activity. NCBI's taxonomy places the organism in Eukaryota, Fungi, Ascomycota, Eurotiomycetes, Onygenales, Ajellomycetaceae.